AUGCCGAAUAAAAGUGAUAGUGCUUAUGGCAAACAUCCUUCGAUUAUGCCCGAGGAAAUAGUAAAGAGAUUGGUAAGGUUGUUUGCUUUUGAGAAGGAUUUGGUUCUUGACCCUUUUGCUGGUAGCGGAACAACUUUGAAAGUAGCAAAAGAAUUAAAUAGAAAAUGGGUAGGUUAUGAAAUAUAUGAGAAUUAUGAAGAAGUGAUUAAAAAAAAACUUGGCAUGAAUAAUGUAAGACCACCACUAAAAAUUAAUAGAAUUUAUAACCUUGAUGUUUUUGCCUUUUUUGAUAGUUUGCCAGAUAAUAGCGUUGAUUUGGCUAUUAUUGACCCACCUUAUAAUCAUAAAUUAAUUCCUAAAUUAAAGAGAACAGCUUCCAUUUACAUAUUCAAUACUCCUUUCAAUUGUGCUUAUAUCGCAUCCCAUUUACGAAAGAAAAAUCUGAUUCACCGAAUUAGCGAAGAUUAUACCUUCAAUCAUGAGGAAAUUCGCAUUCCUUACGCUGCUCCCGAAAGAGUUAAUUCGCCCAAAGGAAUAUUAAAAAAUGGCCAGCGAUGGUUCCCUAAUCCUAAUGGUAAACUCUGUUCUGAUGUGUGGGAAAUUAGUAGUGAUCGUCAUCAAACAAAAAUAGAAGGAAAAAUACAAAAAAAUAUUCAUCCUUCUCCUAAACCUGAAAAUAUGAUCGAAAGAAUAAUUAAGGCUUCUAGUAAUGAAGGGGAUCUAGUUUUAGAUCUUUUUUCCGGAACGGGAACAACUAGUGUGGUAGCAAAAAGGUUAAAAAGAAAUUUUAUUGGUUGUGAAGUAAAUGAGUCAUAUUACGAACAUGCCGUUGCUAGAAUAUUUAAAGAGUAA
Funneliformis geosporum is the source of this 852-nucleotide messenger RNA. NCBI's taxonomy places the organism in Eukaryota, Fungi, Glomeromycota, Glomeromycetes, Glomerales, Glomeraceae. The record is from the annotation of a GenBank genome assembly.